Molecule: messenger RNA, 5376 nt
Organism: Glarea lozoyensis ATCC 20868
Lineage: Eukaryota; Fungi; Ascomycota; Leotiomycetes; Helotiales; Helotiaceae
Product: Malonyl transacylase ACP-bd
Exons: 4
Coding region: 1-5376 (1791 amino acids)
Biological process (GO): secondary metabolite biosynthetic process; fatty acid biosynthetic process
Molecular function (GO): 3-oxoacyl-[acyl-carrier-protein] synthase activity; phosphopantetheine binding; fatty acid synthase activity
Source: RefSeq, a predicted model, not a curated record
AUGUCUCCCUUUCUUGAAGCUGAGCCUACGGAACAUGAGUCCUCUGAUAUGUCCGUGCUUUCUAAAUGGACCGCCUCUAGCUCUCCCUCAGUAUCUGGAAAGAGCGAGAUUGAUGAAAUAGUUGUUGUUGGUAUGGCAUGCCGCGUGGCCGGAGGAAAUGAUACCCCUGAAAAGUUCUGGGAGUCCAUCAUGAACAAGACUGUCUCGUCUGGAGAGAUCCCAGCUAUGCGAUGGGAACCAUACUACCGCCGUGACUCUCGGAAUGCUAAGAUCCUCGAUGACACAACAAGCAAGGGGUAUUUUCUGAAGAAUCUCGAAGAUUUCGACAGCACAUUCUUUGGAAUUUCUCCCAAGGAAGCGCUACUGAUGGACCCUCAGCAGAGGAUCUCUCUGGAAGUGACAUGGGAAGCACUGGAAGACGCAGGAAUCCCACCCCAGAGUCUCGCCGGUACCAAUGCGGCAGUAUAUAUGGGCGUCAACUCCGACGAUUAUUCGAAACUCCUUCUCGAAGAUCUCCCAGGCGUGGAAGCCUGGAUGGGAAUUGGAACAGCCUACUGCGGCGUGCCGAACCGAAUUUCGUACUUGCUCGACCUCAGAGGUCCUUCAACUGCAGUCGAUGCGGCCUGUGCUUCAUCCUUGGUUGCCAUUCAUCACGGUAGACAAUCGCUCUUGACGAAGGAGACCGAUGUUGCCAUUGUAGGAGGAGUCAAUGCACUUUGUGGCCCUGGUCUGACCCGUGUUCUCGACAAAGCCGGAGCGAUCUCUAAGGAUGGGACAUGUAGAUCGUUCGACAAUGACGCGAACGGCUACGGUCGUGGUGAGGGAGCGUCGGUUAUUAUUCUGAAGCGCAUGUCAGAUGCACUUCGUAAUCACGACAGGAUUUUGGCAGUCGUCAAGGGCUCCGCUGUUGGUCAGGAUGGCCGUACCAAUGGCAUUAUGGCACCUAACGGACUUGCUCAGGAGGCGGUUGCUCGGUCCGCACUAGUCAAUGUCGAUCCAAAGACCAUUCAAUACGUCGAAGCGCAUGCGACGUCCACAUCUGUUGGUGACCCCGUCGAAAUCACCGCCAUGUCACACAUAUACGGCGCCAACAGAGAGGGAAAUGCUCCUUGCUACAUCGGAAGCGUGAAGCCCAACGUCGGCCACCUAGAAGCUGGUGCAGGUGCGGUAGGUUUCAUGAAGGCAGUCUUAGCACUCAACAAAGGUGUUAUUCCCCCGCAAGCAAAUCUUCAAAAGCUGAACGAAAAAAUUGACUGGGCCACUUCCGGUAUCCGAGUCCCAUUCGAAGCUACCAGCUGGCCAGAGGUUUCCCAACCACGAAGAGCGGCCAUAUGCUCUUAUGGAUAUGGUGGCAGCGUAUCUCACGCGGUCAUUGAAGCAUAUCAAGCAGGCGCUCGUGAUGUUGAGGAGGCGGAUAUUGAUGACGACGGCCCCAAGAUCUUGCUCAUAUCGGCACCGCAGGAAAAGCGACUUUCAGGAUAUGCAAAAGCUCUGGGUGAAUGGAUGGCCAGCAGCCAAGGCACCAAAUUCUCAGUUUCCUCCAUUGCGUCCACUCUCGCGGUUCGACGAGGUCAUCAUGACUGUAGGGCUGGAUUUCUUGUCAGCAGCCAUGAAGAGACGCUCGAUCUGGCUGGAAGAUUAGAGAAAGGAUUGACAUCUCCUGAUAUCGCCACUGGCCGAGUGCUUGGCAAGGAUGAGAACAAUGGAGCUGUUUGGCUCUUCUCAGGACACGGUGCGCAAUGGCUGGAAAUGGGCGUGGAAUUGUUGGCAAAGGAAUCACUCUUCCGUGAGACCAUUCAAGACCUCGAAUCAGUCAUUCAAGAUGAAGCUGGGUUUUCAGCCAUUCAUGCACUGCAGACUAGUGACUUUGAGACCUCGGAUAAGAUCCAGGUUCUCACCUAUGUCAUGCAGAUUGGUCUUGCAACUCUCCUUAGGUCCAAAGGUGCCCGUCCUAGUGCGGUGAUUGGGCAUUCUGUUGGUGAGAUUGCAGCAUCGGUUAUUACGGGGGCUUUGACUCCCUACGAAGGCGCUUUGGUUGUUUGCAGACGGUCUGUCCUUUACCGCGAAGUAAUGGGCAAGGGGGCCAUGGUUCUCGUCAAUAUUCCCUUUGCCGAGAUGCUAACGACACUUGAAGCCCGUUCGGAUAUCACGGCUUCCAUCAACUCAUCGCCGUCAUCCUGUGUCGUCUCUGGUUCGAUUGAGGCAAUCAAUAGGUGGUCUGCCAUCUGGGAAGAGCGUGGAAUCAAAAUAUUCAAGGUCAAGUCGGACGUGCCAUUCCACAGCCCGCUUCUCAAUUGUCUCGCGACAUCUCUAUAUACAUCACUCGUUACGGCUCUUGCACCAAGGACUCCAUUCAUUCCCCUCUAUUCAACAGCUACCGAAAAUCCUCGUGAACCGGUUCCUCGCGAUGCUAGCUACUGGGUCCGUAACAUGGUGCGGCCAGUUUUGCUCACCAGCGCCGUCGAGGCUGCAGCAAAGGAUGGAUACAGAGUCUAUUUGGAAGUCUCCACUCACCCGGUCAUCACACAUUCGGUCAAUGAGACCCUGAUGGAUAUGGAUAUCGAGGACGCUGUUGUUAUUCCAACACUUCUGCGUAACAAACCUACCCGAAAGGCUCUCCUCAAGAGUUUGAUGAUGAUGUGGUUGAAAGGUGUGACGAUAAAUUGGAAGCUGCACUUCGGAGGCGUAGCUUGGGCCCAUGAAGUCCCAAAGACGGAAUGGAAACAUCAGAGCUUCUGGAAACCCAUUGGCACGGGAUCUACCGAUACAAGCACGAUGGUUCAUGAAGUUACUUCUCACACUCUUCUCGGUCAACGCACGUCUGUUGCUGGAGAAAAAAUCACCGUCUUCACUUCGAAGCUUGAUAACGACACAAAGCCAUUCCCGGGAAAUCACCCGCUCCAUGGAACGGAGAUCAUACCAGCAGCUGUACUGUUUAAUACCUUCUUGCACGCAACUGGGACCAAGUCGCUGACGAAUGUCAACCUUCGAGUUCCAGUCGCCAUCAGCGCACCGCGGGACAUCCAAGUUCUCGUACAAGGAACUGAAGUACGCCUUAUGUCUCGCCUUGUCCAAGAGGGUGAAGAGAAAGAAGGCGAUCGCUUGGCGUCGUGGGUUACCCACACCACCGCAAGCACCGUUGCUGAACCAGCUAGCGACAUACCAGCCUACGGGGCUGAUAUCAAUAUUCCUAGCAUUCGGGCUCGCAUCGGAACUGAGCUGAAGACCAGCUUCUCUAUUGAUUACCUUUCUGGUGUGGGUGUUCCCGCAAUGGGGUUCCCUUGGGCAGUCACCCGCCAUGUUGGAAAUACCAAGGAGAUGCUUGUACUUGUAGAUGUCUCUCCAGAAACAGCAAACGAUGCGACUCUCCCAUGGAGUGCCACAUCUUGGGCUCCAAUUUUCGAUGCUGCGACUUCCAUUGGUUCCACGCUCUUCUACGAGACACCACGUUUGCGGAUGCCUGCUCAGGUUGGUAGCACAAGUGUGCGUGACGGUGCAGUUCCCCCAAAGAAAGCCUAUAUCUAUGUGCAAGAAGCUAGCAGUACCUCUACACUUGCUGUCGAUGUCACGAUUACGAAUGAAGCCGGCAUGGCACUUGCUAAGUUUACCUCGAUGCGCUUUUCGGAAAUUGAAGGUACCCCCGGUGCCAGAAAGGACAACAUAGAUGGCCUUGUUCACCAACUCGCUUGGCCAGUCGCUCGUCUCUCUGAAGUUCCUUCGCUUUUGAAACAUGUCGUACUUGUUGGCGAUGAGGAUCAUGCUUUCAUGGAGCCAUAUCUCCGACAACUCUCGAAGCGCCGCGUUAAGACUACCUGUGUUGGUUCAGCACAGUCAUUGUCAGUUGAAAGCAAUUCGGAAGGCACUGUCAUCUUGUAUCUCCCAAGUAGGGUAGCAUCAAUCGAUGAUGUACCCGAGGCAGCCAACAGGUUUUGCAAGGAUCUUCUCGACAUUGUGAAAUAUGCUGCUGCAAACGAGACGAACACUCGUGUAUUCGCAGUCACAGAUGAAGCUCUUCAUGGUACCAGCUGCAGUUCUCUCGCACAUGCUCCAUUGUUAGGACUAAGUCGCAUCAUCGCAGCUGAGCAGCCUAGUCUCUGGGGCGCGCUCAUUGAUGUGGACUGUGAAACCUUUCCUUUCCACGUCGUCAAAAACAUGUCCGGAGCAGAUGUGGUCAAGGUAGAAGACUCCAUUCCUCGAGUUGGUCGCCUGAGAGCCAUGCCACAGAAUAAAUCGUAUCCCUCAAACCAGUCUGCAAAGCUUCAGCCUCGGCCUGAUGGGACUUAUAUCAUCUCUGGCGGUCUCGGCGCUCUUGGUCUCGAAGUCGCUUCUUUUUUGGUGGAACGCGGAGCACGCAGAAUCGUCCUCCUCUCUCGUCGUGCCCUCCCACCUCGCAAAGAUUGGAAUGUCGCGAUAGAACCGGAGAAGGGAAUUAUUGGAAAUAUCCAAGCACUUGAAAUGGUCGGAGCAACGGUAUAUUGUCUCGCUCUCGACCUGAGUGCAGCCAACGCCUCCGUCAUUCUUUCUGAAAAGCUAGACUUGUUAUCCUUACCGCCCGUUGUGGGAGUUGUACACGCCGCCGGCGUCGUAGGAGAUGAGCUGGUUCUCUCCACCACCCCAACUGCCUUCAAUCGCGUUCUCGCACCCAAGGUAGCCGGGGCCAUAACUCUGCACAAAGCAUUCCCACCCACCUCAGUCGACUUCUUCAUGCUCUUCUCUUCCUGCGGCCAACUCUUCGGGUUCCCAGGCCAAGCUUCCUACGCAAGCGGCAACGCCUUCCUAGACGGUCUCGCGGAACACCGUCGCGCACGCGGCGACAACGCAAUCGCCUUGCAGUGGACCAGCUGGCGCGGUCUAGGCAUGGCAGCUACCACGCAAGCCAGCGCAGAUUUCAUCGAAGCCGAGCUCGAAGGCAAAGGAAUCACCAGCAUCAGCCGCGACGAGGCUUUCCUCGCCUGGGACCACGUCGCCAAAUUCGACAUCGCCCACGCCGUCAUCCUCCGCACCCGCACCCUCGACGCAACCGAAGUCCUUCCCGCAGACAUCCUGACCGAAAUCGCCGUCCGUCGCGCACCAUCCACGCCCUCCCCCGUCGAAUCUGUUCCUGCUCCUGCCCCAGCGCUCCCGCCGCCAGGGCCAGACCGCACCGUCUACCUCACGGCCCAGAUCGCCGGGUGCGUCGCUACCGUCCUGCAGCUCCCUGAUGUCAGCGACGUGGAUCCGAGGGUUGCGCUGCCGGAGCUGGGUAUGGAUUCGGUCAUGACGGUCGCGCUGCGGAAACAGUUGCAGAUGACGUUGGGGGUGAGGGUGCCGCCUACGUUGGUGUGGGGGCAUCCGACGGUGGGGCAUUUGGUGAGGUGGUUUGCUGGGAAGGUGUGA